CGAAAAACCCCAUCGUUGUCCCGAAUGCCAGAAAUGCUUCAGCCGUCGAUCCAACCUCCUCCGUCAUCAACGCCUGCACGGGAUGGAAAUUCCUUACGGGAAAAGCUUGAAGGCUGAGCCUAUCCCGCAUUCCCGGAGCCGCCCGGAUGAUAUUCCCUAUAUUUGUUCCGAAUGCGGGAAACGUUUCAGCGCUCGCUCCAAUCUUUUCCGUCAUCAACGCAUCCACACCGGAGAAAAACCCUAUAAAUGUCCCGAAUGCGGGAAAAGCUUCGGGCAAAGCUCGGAUCUCCUCCAGCAUCGUCGGACCCACACCGGAGAAAAACCCUUUUCCUGCUCUUUUUGCGGGAAAUCCUUUAACGAACGAUCCCAUCUCAUCCGACACCAAGGUCGGCAUACAGGGGAAAAACCCUACAAGUGUCCGGAAUGUGGGAAAAGCUUCGUACAAAGCUCCGAUCUCCUUAUCCAUCGGCGAUCCCACGCCGGCGAGACCCCCUAUACGUGCGCCGAGUGCGGGAAACGAUUCCGGGUCAGCUCCAGCUUGGUACGACAUCAAGGAUUACACACGGGAGAAAAACCCUAUAAAUGCGGGGAAUGCGGGAAAGGGUUCGGCGCUCGUUCCGUCCUCGUGAUCCAUCAGCGGCUCCAUACGGGAGAACGACCCUACGAGUGUCCGGCUUGCGGGAAACGUUUCGUUCAAAGCUCUAACCUCAGUCGGCAUCGACGGAUCCAUACGGGAGAGAAACCGUAUCCCUGUCCGGUUUGCGGGAAGAGGUUCAGCGUCCGUUCGAGCUUGGUCAAACAUCAGCAGCUCCACGAGGCGUCCCGNNNCUACGGAUGCUACGAGUGCGGGAAAGGUUUCGGCAGCAGUUCGGCUUUAUUAACCCAUCGCCGGAUCCAUACGGGCGAAAAACCCUAUAAGUGCCCCGAAUGCGGCGAUGGCUUCAAUCAAAAUUCGGCGUUAGCGGCUCAUCGGCGGAUCCAUACGGGCGAAAAACCCUAUAAGUGCCCCGAAUGCGGGAAAGGUUUCGGUCACGGUUCGACGUUGGUGGCUCAUCGGCGGAUCCAUACGGGCGAAAAACCCUAUAAGUGCCCCGAAUGCGGGAAAGGUUUCGGUCACGGUUCGACGUUGGUUAAACAUCGUCGAAUACAUACGGGGGAAAAACCUUACGUUUGCGAAGAGUGCGGGAAAAGCUUUAGUAUCCGUUCGACCCAUACCCGACAUCGGAAAACCCAUACGGGCGACAUGCCCUACGCUUGCCGCGAUUGCGGGAAGCAUUUUAUAUGGAGUUCGGCUUUAAUUCGUCAUCGGCGGAUCCACACCGGCGAGAAACCCUAUAAGUGUCCCGAUUGCGGGAAGAGUUUUAGCGAGAAUUCGACGUUGCUCCGGCAUCGACGGAUCCAUACGGGCGAGAAAUUCUAUAAGUGCGCUCAAUGCGGGAAGAGCUUCAACGAGAGCUCCUCGUUGAUGCGUCACCAACGCGUCCACACGGGUGAAAGACCCUACCGGUGUCCCCAGUGCGGGAAGAGCUUCGUGGACAGCUCGACCCUCAUCUGUCACCAACGGAUCCAUACGGGCGAACGACCCUACGCCUGCCCCGACUGCGGGAAGAGCUUUGCCGAGAGCUCCACGCUCAUCACCCAUCAUCGUAUCCAUACGGGAGAGAAACCCUAUACGUGCCCCGAUUGCGGGAAGAGCUUCAGUCAAAGCUCCAACUUGGUGACCCAUCAACGUAUCCAUACGGGGGAACGACCCUAUAGCUGCGCCCAGUGCGGGAAGAGUUUUUACCGGAGCUCGGAUCUCGUCCGUCAUCACCGGACCCACCUCGGUGAGGCACCCAACACCUGCCGUGAAUGCGGGAGGAGCUUCCGUUGCCGCUCGGCGUUGGUGAACCACCAUCGCAUACACACGGGCGAGCGACCCUUCAGCUGCCAGGAUUGCGGACGCCGCUUCAACCGUCGCUCCAACCUGACCACCCACCGACGCAUCCACACCGGUGACAUGCCCUACAAGUGUCCCGACUGCGGGAAGAGCUACCGCGUCAGCUCCACCCUCCUACGGCAUCAGAAGACGCACACAGACGAACGACCUUACCGGUGCGAGGAAUGCGGGAAGAGCUUCAGGCAUAGAUCGACGUUGACCAUCCAUCACCGCGUGCAUUCGGGGGAGAGGCCCUACAAGUGCCCCGAGUGCCACAAGAGCUUCAAGAACAGCUCGGAGCUGGUGCGGCAUGGGCGGACCCACACCAGCGAGCGACCCUACGAUUGCUCCCAAUGCGGGCGACGUUUCGGCGACAGCUCCCAACUGGUGCGGCAUUGGCGGACCCACACCGGCGAGCACAAGCAUUCCGACCCAACCUGCGGGAAGAGCUUUUCCAACCGUCCCAGGCUCGCCAAGCACCAACAGGUACACACCGGUGAGAAGGAUUACCGCUGCCCCGACUGCGGCAGAGGCUUCAACCGUCGCUCCAACCUCCUGGUUCACCAGCGGUCCCACCUGGAGCAGAAACCCUUUAUUUGCCUGGAUUGCCCCAAAAGCUUCACCAGCAGCACCCAACUCAUCCAGCAUCGGCAGAUCCACAGCAAGGAGAAGCCUUAGGGUUACGCCGAGCGCAGCAAGAGCUUUUGGCGCAGCUCCGGUCUCGUCUCGCAUCGCAAGAGGCACCAGCCAAAGACGGGGGCCACCCCACCGGGGACCAUCCCCAUCCUGGUGGCAUCUCAGACCUACCUACGCGUCACGGUGGUCCCUGGCGGUAGCACCGAGGGGUAACCAACCCAUCCACCCGCAUCCCACCAGCUAUUAUUUUUCUUUCCCUGUAUGUUUUUAUAUGUAAAGGGGUUUUUUGGGGAGGUGGUUUUAAAAGAAGACACCCCCAUCCUCUGGUUUUUUUGCCUUAGCUUAUAGAUGAGGGGAAGGGAGGGAGGGGAAACCCAUGAGCUUCACCCAAGAAAAAAGAAAUCACGGUAAAAUGGGUUUUUUCUAGAUGUCUCAGUUCAAUUUCUUUAUUUUUUUCAACCCUAUUUAGGGUCUUUUUAAGGGAUGGGGAGGGAUCAAAAGAAAACCACAGCCAAAAUAAAAGCAUUUGCGUG
Molecule: messenger RNA, 3087 nt
Organism: Aptenodytes forsteri (emperor penguin)
Lineage: Eukaryota; Metazoa; Chordata; Aves; Sphenisciformes; Spheniscidae
Product: zinc finger protein 850
Exons: 5
Coding region: 83-2596 (837 amino acids)
Biological process (GO): regulation of transcription by RNA polymerase II
Cellular component (GO): nucleus
Molecular function (GO): RNA polymerase II cis-regulatory region sequence-specific DNA binding; DNA-binding transcription activator activity, RNA polymerase II-specific
Source: RefSeq, a predicted model, not a curated record